This is a messenger RNA of Jaculus jaculus (lesser Egyptian jerboa), 1934 nucleotides long. RefSeq names its product cytochrome P450 2D4. Bases 28 to 1530 code for a protein of 500 amino acids. Gene Ontology annotation, biological process: xenobiotic metabolic process; arachidonate metabolic process. NCBI's taxonomy places the organism in Eukaryota, Metazoa, Chordata, Mammalia, Rodentia, Dipodidae. The transcript has 9 exons. Gene Ontology annotation, molecular function: iron ion binding; oxidoreductase activity, acting on paired donors, with incorporation or reduction of molecular oxygen, reduced flavin or flavoprotein as one donor, and incorporation of one atom of oxygen; heme binding. The record is from RefSeq and is a predicted model, not a curated record. Gene Ontology annotation, cellular component: cytoplasm; intracellular membrane-bounded organelle.
GCAAGUCCAGGGAGCAGCCGAGCAGCCAUGGGACUGCCGGCCGGGGACGGGCUGUGGUCUGCGGCCAUCUUCACGGCCAUCUUCCUGCUGCUGGUGGACCUGAUGCACCGGCGCCAACGCUGGGCUGCCCGCUACCCACCAGGCCCGGUGCCACUGCCUGGACUGGGCAACCUGCUGCACAUGGACUUCCAGAACAUGCCAAGGGGCCUCCAGAAGCUGAGGUACCGCUUUGGGGACUUGUUCAGCCUGCAAAUGGGCUGGAAGCCAGUGGUGGUGCUAAACGGGCUGGCAGCCAUUCGCGAGGCGCUGGUGAGCUACAGCGAGGACACCGCUGACCGGCCGCCGAUGGCCAUCUUCAACCACACGGGCUUUGGACCACAUUCCCAAGGCGUGGUCAUGGCACAGUACGGGCCUGACUGGCGCCAGCAGCGGCGCUUCUCCGUGUCGACCUUGCGCCAUUUCGGCCUGGGGAAGAAGUCGCUGGAGCAGUGGGUGAUCGAGGAAGCCGGCCACCUCUGUGCUGCCUUUGCCGACCAUGCCGGGCGCCCAUUCAGCCCCAACAUCCUCCUGAACAAAGCGGUGUGUAAUGUGAUUGCGUCCCUCCUCUAUGCCCACCACUUCGAGUACAACGACCCACACUUCAUCAGGCUGCUGGACCUGUUGGAGGCCACCCUGAAGGAGGAGGCGGGCUUUGUGCCCAUGUUGCUGAAUGUGGUCCCCAUUCUCCUGCGCAUCCCGGGGCUGCCUGGCAAGUUUUUCUCCGGGAAGAAGGCCUUCAUGGCCCUGCUGGAUGAGCUGCUGACCAAGCACAGGAUGACCAGGGACCCUGACCAGCCACCCCGAGACCUGACUGACGCCUUCCUGGCCGAAGUGGAGAAGGCCAGGGGCAAUCCCGAGAGCAGCUUCAAUGACGCGAACCUGCGUAUGGUGAUGUUUGACCUGUUCUCUGCGGGGAUGGUGACCACCUCGACCACGCUGGCCUGGGCUCUGCUCCUCAUGAUCCUGCACCCGGAUGUGCAGCGCCGCGUCCAGCAGGAGAUCGAUGAAGUAAUAGGACAGGCGCGAAGUCCGGAGAUGGCAGACCAGGCCCGCAUGCCCUUCACCAACGCCGUGAUCCACGAGGUGCAGCGCUUUGCGGACAUUGUCCCACUUGGUGUGCCUCACAUGACAACUCGUGACAUUGAAGUGCAGGGCUUCCUCAUCCCCAAGGGGACCACCCUCAUCACCAACCUGUCCUCGGUGCUGAAGGAUGAGAGCGUCUGGGAGAAGCCCCUGCGCUUCCACCCUGAGCACUUCCUGGAUGCCCAGGGCCACUUCGUGAAGCAGGAGGCCUUCAUGCCCUUCUCAGCAGGCCGCCGCGCCUGCCUCGGGGAGCCCCUGGCCCGCAUGGAGCUCUUUCUCCUCUUCACCUGCCUCCUGCAGCGUUUCAGCUUCUCGGUGCCCGCAGGACAGCCCCGGCCCAGCGACUAUGGGGUCUUUGGUGCUCUGACAACCCCAUCCCCCUACCAGCUCUGUGCUGUGGCCCGCUAGGAAAGGGGUUCCAUUCAUAUCCCAGCUGGGGUCCUAGAGUUCCCUAAAUCAUCCCCUUGAGGCUAUGGUGAGGCCCCCUGUAGCCUUCCCAAGGAGUGCCCUAACCCCAUCUUACUCCUCCUUGACCCCUGACCCCAGCAGGCCUGCUCUGCUGAACCUUAGCCACCCAUACCCUUAUUCCUAAUGCUGCCUACCAGAUUCUUCCACCAGAUGGUGGACAUCACCGAUGUGUACAUAGAUUCUAGCACCUGGAAGGAGAGGCCAGCCAGGGCUGCUGACGGGUGACAGUUUAGCCUUGAUGUGUGGGAGAAGGACAGGACUUCCCCUGGCAGCCCUAAUUGCUGGCCCACCACACAGCAGAGGCAUGUCCACACCAUCACAUCUGCCCCUUAACUACUUUUUUU